Messenger RNA from Plodia interpunctella (Indianmeal moth), 1461 nucleotides. RefSeq names its product Seryl-tRNA synthetase, mitochondrial (gene SerRS-m). Gene Ontology annotation, biological process: mitochondrial seryl-tRNA aminoacylation. NCBI's taxonomy places the organism in Eukaryota, Metazoa, Arthropoda, Insecta, Lepidoptera, Pyralidae. Gene Ontology annotation, cellular component: mitochondrion. Bases 134 to 1447 code for a protein of 437 amino acids. The transcript is spliced from 4 exons. Gene Ontology annotation, molecular function: ATP binding; serine-tRNA ligase activity; tRNA binding. The record is from RefSeq and is a predicted model, not a curated record.
UAAGAGUAGAGUACCUACCUAGGUGAUCUUCCUACAUACCUAGUAAUUUUAUAGGUAGGCUACCUACCUAUUCAUAUAAUUUCAUUCAGUAUCAGUAGUCUUGCGGUGCUUGCCGUUUGUUUACAUUGUUGUUAUGAUCAUGUAUUCUUCAAGCGUGAAAAGAUUUUUGUUUCUAAAUCAAGCCUCUAGAAGAUUUCGUACAUUUUCUACAUCCAUUAGUAACUUCAAACUUUUCAAUAGUGAGAUACCUGAUAUUGACAUAGAUUAUUAUUGCAAUCCAAAAAAUUUGCAAGAAAUAGAACUAAAUAUAAGUACACGUAAAGGCGUUGGAAAUAUAGGACAGGUCAUCGAUUUACAUAAUGAAUUAAAGUGUAUGUCAAAAUCCAAUAGUUCAUACAAAAUAUUGAUGCAUGAAUUUCAGAAAUUACUAAUGAGUUUACCAAAUAGAACCCAUCCAAUUGUGCAACAAUAUAGUGAAGAUCCACAUUUAGUUCAAGAAAUAAAUAAAAAGAGAGAUUUUGGAAUACAUACCCCAUUAGAGUUCAGUGAAAUUACAAGACGCAUGAAUUUAACACGGACUGAUAAGUUGGGUCAUACAUGUGGUCACAAAAGUUACUACUUUCUAGAAGAGUUAGCUGAAUUAGAAGAAGCUUUGCUGAAGUAUACUGUGUCAUUCCUGUUGAAAAAUCAAUUUAAUAUGCUGUCUGUUCCUGAUAUCCUUCCCAGCAAUAUUUUAAAGAGCUGUGGAAUGACUGUAAAUAGUGACCGAACUCAGAUAUAUUCAUUAGAUCCUCAUCACCAUGGGCCUGAUUUGUACCUCUCAGGUACUGCUGAGAUGUCACUGGCUGGCUUGUUGAUGAAUUGCAUGCUCUCCAAAAAGGAUUUACCUUUAAGGCUUGCUGCUGUAAGUAGGUGUUACCGUGCCGAAACUUCAAGUAUUGUAGAAGAAAGAGGAAUUUACAGAGUUCAUCAAUUUACUAAGGUAGAAAUGUUUGCCGUGUCCACACCAGAACAAUCAGAGAGUAUGCUGGAGAAUUUGAAGAGUUUGCAACAAGAACUAUUUGCACCACUUGGCUUCCACAUGAGAGUUUUGGACAUGCCACCUCAUGAGUUAGGAGCACCUGCUUACAGAAAAUAUGAUAUUGAAGCAUGGAUGCCAGGCCGUAACAGUUAUGGUGAAAUAUCCAGUUGCAGUAAUUGUACUGAUUAUCAAUCCAGAAGACUAAACAUUAAAUACAGAGAUGGCAAUACCUUGAAAUUUGUACAUACACUUAAUGGGACUGCAUGUGCAAUGCCAAGAAUGUUGAUUGCACUCCUUGAAACUCAUCAAGAUCCUAAAGGAAAAAUCUAUGUACCGCAUAUUUUACAACCAUUUAUGAAAGGGAAAGCUUUCAUUGGUAAAAAUACAGUAGUUCCCGAAUUAAAGUUGAUGAAAAAAAUGAAAUAAAAAUUUCAUGUCAA